Molecule: messenger RNA, 456 nt
Organism: Encephalitozoon hellem ATCC 50504
Lineage: Eukaryota; Fungi; Microsporidia; Unikaryonidae
Product: putative homeodomain-containing transcription factor
Exons: 1
Coding region: 1-456 (151 amino acids)
Biological process (GO): regulation of DNA-templated transcription
Molecular function (GO): DNA-binding transcription factor activity, RNA polymerase II-specific; DNA binding
Source: RefSeq, a predicted model, not a curated record
AUGUCAAAGUUGCCUGGUCUUGUAUCUUCGCGGAUCAAUGAAAUAAGGAGGAUUUAUGUGGAAGCAAACAACAGGAUUGUUGAUGAGAUGGACUCAAUGGUGGACAAGUUUGUGAAGAGUACUGGAGGCAUCCCGGAUAUUUCUCCGGAAGUCAGUGCAUAUCUAGAAGAGAGGAUUAGGCGCAUCCGUGAGUUCGUUGUUGACAGCAUAGGGUUCUCUAUAAGCGAGUUCAAGACCUUGUACAAUCCCAAUGGAAGCGAGAAUGCAAAGUCAAGAAGAUUCCCGAAGUUCAUAACCGAGGCACUGGAAAGAAGUUUCGAAGUUGACCAAUAUCCAUCUGAGGCGGAAAAGGCGAGGCUUGCAAGAGUGUGUAAGCUCUCGACCAAGCAAAUAAAUAACUGGUUUACGAACAAAAGGAAUAGAAGCAAAGGCCAUGACGGGAGUAGGCAGUAUUAG